AUGUCCGAUAGUAAAAUUGAAGACAAAUCGGCUGCUAUUGCGGCUGCUACAACUGCUGAUGGUGCUGCUGCUCCCCCAAAGACUGAGAAAGAGCUUGAAAAAGAGCGUAAAAAGGCUGAGAAACUCGCCAAGUUUCAAGCCAAAGAGGCUAAGAAGAAGGCUGCUGCUGCUAAGUCUGAAGCUAAGAAGGCAAAGGAACCUGCUGCUUCUCCAGCUCCUGCUGCUGCUCCCGUUGCUCAGUUCGUUGAUAAAACUGUCCCUGGUGAAAAGAAGAUUCUCGUUAGCUUGGAUGACCCUGCCCUAAAGGCCUAUAACCCUCACAUUGUUGAGUCUUCUUGGUACGAUUGGUGGAAGAAGGAGGGAUUGUUUGAGCCUGAGUUUACUGAGGAUGGCAAAAUUAAACCGGAGGGACAUUUUGUUGUGCCCGCUCCUCCUCCCAAUGUCACCGGAGCCCUACACAUUGGACAUGCCCUUACAAUUGCGAUCCAGGACUCUUUGAUCAGAUUCAACCGUAUGAGGGGCAAGACCACUUUGUUUAUCCCCGGAUUCGACCAUGCCGGUAUUUCAACUCAAUCAGUUGUUGAGAAGAUGCUCUGGAAUAAAAAUAAGAUCACGCGUCACGAUCUUGGAAGAGAGAAGUUUGUUGACACAGUCUGGGAGUGGAAGGAAGAGUACCAUGAGCGUAUUCGUAAACAAGUCGAGAGAUUAGGUGCUUCUUAUGACUGGUCCAAGGAGGCAUUCACUCUUGACGACAAGCGUUCCAAGGCCGUUGUCGAAGCUUUUGUUAGAUUUUUCGAUGAUGGUACUAUCUACCGUGCUAACCGUCUUGUCAACUGGUGUGUUGCUCUCAAUACCACCUUGUCCAAUUUAGAGGUCGAGAACAAGGAUAUCGCUGGUCGUACUCAAUUGUCUGUUCCUGGUUAUAAGGAGCCUGUCGAAUUUGGUGUUAUUACUUCUUUUGCCUAUCCUUUGGAAGGUUCUGAUGAAAAGAUUGUCGUUGCAACCACUCGUCCGGAAACCAUGUUUGGUGAUACUGGUAUUGCCGUUCACCCGGAGGAUCCCAGAUAUAAGCAUUUGCAUGGAAAGUUUGCUUUACAUCCCUUCUUGGACCGUAAAAUCCCCAUUAUCACCGAUUCUGAGGCUGUUGAUAUGGAGUUCGGUACUGGUGCUGUCAAGAUCACUCCUUCUCACGAUCCCAAUGAUUACCAAACUGGUAAGCGUCAUAAUCUUGAGUUCAUCAAUAUCAUGAAUGAUGAUGGUACUCUGAAUGAGAAUGCGGGUGAUUUCAACGGUGUUAAGAGAUUUGAUGCCAGAAAAUUGGUUAUUGAAAAACUGAAGGAGAAAGAGUUGUUCAUCGACCAACAAGAAAACCCAAUGACUAUCCCAUUCUGUACCAAGUCUGGUGAUGUUAUUGAACCCAUCAUGAAGCCUCAAUGGUGGGUUUCUCAAAAGGAACAAGCCAUUGAGGCCAUUAAGGCCGUUAAGGAUGGUAAGAUCACUAUUGUCCCCAAGACGUCGGAGAAUGAGUUCUUCCACUGGGUUAACAACAUUCAGGAUUGGUGUAUCUCGCGUCAACUGUGGUGGGGUCACAGAUGUCCUGUUUACUUUGUUAAUCGUGAGAAUUCCACCGAAGAGCAGCAAGACAGAAGUGAUGCUUCUAACUGGGUUGCUGGUCGUGAUCUUGAAGAGGCUCAAAAGAAGGCUGAAGCCAAGUUCCCCAAUGUUAAGUUCACUCUUGAACAAGACGAGGAUGUUCUUGACACAUGGUUCUCUGCCGGUUUAUGGCCUCUGACAACUCUUGAGUGGCCUAACACCAAGUCUGUCGACCUUAAGAACUUUUACCCAAUGUCCUUGCUCGAGACUGGUUGGGAUAUUCUGUUCUUCUGGGUUGUGCGUAUGAUUAUGAUGUGUAUGAAGUUGUCUGGAGAAGUUCCUUUUACUGAGGUUUUCUGUCACUCGCUUAUUCGUGAUGCUCAGGGCCGUAAGAUGUCAAAGUCUUUGGGUAACGUCAUUGAUCCCUUGGACGUCAUUGCUGGUAUUCCUUUACAAGGUUUGCACGAUAAACUCCGCCAAGGAAAUCUCGACCCUCGUGAAACGAAAAAGGCUGAGGAGGGUCAAAAAAUCUCGUUCCCCAACGGUAUUCCCGAGUGUGGUACUGACGCUCUUCGUUUUGCCCUUUGUGCCUACACUACCGGUGGACGUGACAUCAACUUGGAUAUCUACCGUAUUGAAGGUUACAGAAAGUUCUGUAACAAGAUCUACCAGGCUACCAAAUUUGCUCUUAUGAGACUUGGAGAUGACUACGUUCCUCCUGCCUCUGGCAACCCCUCAGGAAAGGAAAGCCUUGUCGAAAAGUGGAUUCUUCACAAGCUGUCGACCGCCAGCAAGAUCGCUACCGAAGCUCUAGACAAACGUGACUUCCUUGAAGCCACGAAUGUGAUUUACAACUUCUGGCUUUAUGAAUUCUGUGAUAUCUACAUUGAGAACUCUAAAUACUUGAUUUUGGAAGGUACUCCUGAAGAGAAAUUAUCUGCUCAAAACACCCUGUAUACUUGUCUGUCGAGUGCUCUUGAGCUUAUCCAUCCCUUCAUGCCUUUUAUUACUGAAGAAUUGUGGCAAAGACUUCCCAGAAGACCAAAUGACACCACUAAAUCCAUUGUCAAGGCUUCCUACCCUAGUCUUCAGGCCUUUGACCUUGAAGCCGAGUCUGCUUACAACCUCAUUCUCGAGGUUGUCAAGGGUGCUCGUUCUCUCCUUGCUCAGUAUGGUAUUUUGAAGAAUGCCACGAUUAUUGUCCAGGCUGCUGAUAGCAAAACCUACAAGAUUGUGGCUGACCAAGAAGCCAGUAUCUUGUCUCUUGUCAAGGCUGCUGCUAAGCUGGAGGUGACUGAUUCUACCACCGCUCCUUCAGGUUCUGUUACGUCUGUUAUUUCACCUGAGUGUAGUGUCUUCGUUGUUGUUCGGGGACUUGUUGAUUUCGAUGCCGAGAUCGCUAAGGCCCAACAAAAGAUUGAAAAGACUGAGAAGCAGAAACAGUCGCUUGAGAAGUCCAUGUCUGUCAAGGACUACGAGAUCAAGGUUCGUAAGGACGUCCAAGAAUCUAACACUAAACGUUUGGAGAAUUUCAAUGCUGAGAUUGCUGGACUUGAGGCUACAAUCGCCAAUUUCCAAAGACUCAAGUUGGAUUAG
Molecule: messenger RNA, 3189 nt
Organism: Sugiyamaella lignohabitans
Lineage: Eukaryota; Fungi; Ascomycota; Dipodascomycetes; Dipodascales; Trichomonascaceae
Gene: VAS1
Product: valine--tRNA ligase
Exons: 1
Coding region: 1-3189 (1062 amino acids)
Biological process (GO): valyl-tRNA aminoacylation
Cellular component (GO): cytosol
Molecular function (GO): ATP binding; valine-tRNA ligase activity; aminoacyl-tRNA deacylase activity
Source: RefSeq, a predicted model, not a curated record